AUGUAUCGAGUUAUCUUUAGUUUUAUGUUAAUACAUUUUUUAGUAAGUGGUCAAUCACCCUGCCCAGAUAAUUUUGAAUAUUUUAAAAAUGACAGGGGUGUGUAUGGGUUAAUAACCAUACAACCUUUCGGAAAAGUUUCUACAGUAUAUUUAGAAGCAAAAUUCACAAUAGGAGCUAGGGUGCCUCCUAACUAUGCCCUAGGUAUAGAACCUAUAGGCUCCGAAUUAAAUCUCCUGGACAACUUCAACCGAGGAGUACCGUUAAAGUAUCAAGUGAGUUUUCCCUCUACAUCCCCUAUACCGAAGCUGGUUGAACUUACAAUCAACAACAACGUCUUUUGUCGUGGAGCAGGAGAUAGCAUAAGCAGAUUUAAUACAGUGACGACAAUAAAUUUACAACACACGCUCUAUUAUAAAGUACAACCCAAUGGAUUUUCCAACGUUAUUCAACCGCGGCCUCAAUCCCCAGCAUUACCUGCACACGAUAUUUUAGACGAUUAUAAUGCAUAUUUAAUUAAGGACGGAUCUGUUUAUAAUAUUGUUAAAGAUAAACCGACUUGGCAAGAUAAUAGAGAUGAUACAGACAUCAUACCGGAAAAUAUACCCUACGUACCUAUAAUCUCCAACGAGCAACCUAAUUGGCAAGGAAAUAAAGUUUAUCCAGUUCCGUCAACCGAAUAUCCUGUUACGGUGCCCAGACGGAAAGUAAAUGUCCCGGAAACGACUACCCAAAUUGCAACAAAACCGCCUAAACCAAAGCCGGCACCUAGACCUAUACAAAGCGGCUCAUCAAACUCAAUAGAAUGUGGAAUCAAUAGCAGCAAUGAGCCUGUGGCUUUGGUAUACAAAGGGUACUCAUAUGAGAGAGGAGAAUGGCCGUGGCUGGUCGCACUCUAUAAGUCCCAGUUUAGCAGUUUGUCAUAUAUCUGUGCUGGGACUCUAAUAUCUGAUCGACAUGUCGUAUCUGCUGCACAUUGUAUUCGAAGAAAAACGGAAUUGAAAUUAAGCAAUAUAGUAAUUAAAGCAGGAGUGUACAAUCUCGACGACUGGACUGAUAUAUCAGUCAGUAAAGUCCUUGGGGCUGCCAUACACGAAGGAUACAAUACUUCAACACUUGAAAAUGACAUCCUCGUGUUGACCCUCGAUAGAACUGUUCCUUUUGGAGAAUUCAUAAGACCAGCUUGCCUCUGGAGUGGGGAUACUGACCUUAGUCGAAUUGUCGGUACUUCAGGAGUUGUGGCUGGUUGGGGAGCUAGUGAGUUUGGUACAGGGGGAAUGGGGGAACCACUCAUGGUGAGAAUGCCUAUCGUCAGUACAACUACAUGUAGAGCCAGUAAAGCAGAAUUCCAUAGAAUAACCUCAUCAAACACGUUAUGUGCAGGUGACCGUAACGGUUCUGGUCCAUGUUUGGGGGACUCAGGUGGAGGACUCUACAUUUUGGACAAUGGCAGGUGGAGACUACGGGGGGUGGUUUCUAAGUCUCUUCCGUCAGAUGACCCCGAAUACUCUUGUAAUCUUAAUGAAUAUAUAGUGUUUACUGACACCGCACAAUAUUUGCCAUGGAUUAAAGACAUAAUGAGUAAAACUGCUUUA
This is a messenger RNA of Brenthis ino (lesser marbled fritillary), 1593 nucleotides long. The record is from the annotation of a GenBank genome assembly. NCBI's taxonomy places the organism in Eukaryota, Metazoa, Arthropoda, Insecta, Lepidoptera, Nymphalidae.